Chelonoidis abingdonii (Abingdon island giant tortoise) is the source of this 1740-nucleotide messenger RNA. The record is from RefSeq and is a predicted model, not a curated record. NCBI's taxonomy places the organism in Eukaryota, Metazoa, Chordata, Testudines, Testudinidae.
AUGUCUUUGUCCUGUGCGGAGAGUGAUGUUCGUAUCUUGCAAUUAUUCGAGCUGUUAGGCCCCGAGGGCUUUGAACUCAUAGAGAAACUCCUACAGAAUAGGUCUAUUAUUGUGGAGAGAUCUCUGUCCUGGCCAAAUGAUUACAAGCUGCAGUCUCUACAAGAACGGUGUAAAAAGCUUGCAGGUGACAACACUAAACCCAAUUAUGGUUGUCAAGUCACAAUUCAGUCUGAACAAGAAAAGCUGUUAAUGAAACAAUAUCGUCGGGAAGAAAAACGAAUUGCCAGACGAGAAAAACGAGCUGGUGAAGAUGGAGAAAGUUUUGGAGAAGGAUUAAUAUGCUUUGAUCCCAAGGAGCUGCGGAUGCAAAGAGAACAAUCCCUUCUGAAUGCUCGAAGUGUGCCGGUCCUAGGCAGGCAGAGAGAGAUGGACUUUGAAAAAAUUCAUUACCCACAUGUUUAUGAUUCCCAGGCUGAAGCUAUGAGAACAUCAGCAUUCAUUGGAGGUGCAAAGAUGCUUCUACCGGAGGCGAUCCAGAGAGAAAACAACAAAAUGUAUGAAGAAGUAAAGAUCCCUCAUAGUGAACCAAUGCCUAUUGGCAUUGAGGAAAAAAUAGUUUAUAUCAAAGACUUAGAUGAGAUCGGGCAACUUGUAUUUAAAGGCAUGAAAAAACUAAACCGAAUCCAAUCAAUAGUUUUUGAGACUGCCUACAAUACAAAUGAAAACAUGCUGAUCUGUGCACCAACUGGAGCUGGGAAAACUAACAUUGCCAUGCUAACUGUCCUGCAUGAAAUUCGCCAGCAUGUUCAGCAAGGAGUUAUCAAAAAGGAUGAGUUUAAGAUUGUGUAUGUUGCUCCUAUGAAGGCUUUGGCAGCUGAAAUGACAAAUUACUUUAGCAAGCGUCUGGAGCCACUAGGCAUCACUGUGAAAGAGCUGACCGGUGAUAUGCAGUUGUCAAAAGGUGAAAUUCUUCGAACACAGAUGCUCGUGACCACUCCAGAGAAAUGGGAUGUAGUGACAAGAAAGAGUGUUGGGGAUGUAGCACUCUCUCAGCUUGUAAAGCUUCUGAUUCUUGAUGAAGUACAUCUCUUGCAUGAAGACAGAGGACCAGUGCUAGAGAGUUUAGUGGCACGAACCUUACGUCAGAUAAUUCUUGAUUUUUGGAAAAAUGCUGUAAGUGGAGAAUAGUGAGGUCAGAGUAUUUUAAGCCCUUGGAGUCAGCAGUGGCAGAAUUAAACUCAUUUAUAAAAUUACUCAACCAGGUGGUUGCCUAGUAACAAAUGCAUUCUGUUCUGAAUACUUAAGGGGCAUAGAUUUUUAAUCUGAAUCCUACAUAAGACUGAUCUUUUAAACAAAGUUUUUAUAGUAAUAUGCUUUUGAUUUUGUAGUUGUUAACAUUUUCUUUUUGCUCUCCCAUUUACGUUUAUUAAAGACAAGAAAUUAUAUACAUAGAAUGAUUCAUUGUAAUGUUACUAAUCUUUAAUGGAACCAUAAUCUGUAUUAUUUCUUAUUGUUUAGUAAUGGUGAAAAGGAAACUGUUGCUAAAAAAAUGGAAGGUUUGAACUGAAACUCCUAACUCCUUCGAUGUACGGCUUGGAGUGUUUUGUUAAAAAUCACUCCUAAAAGAUUUUCAUGAUUCAACAGUUGUUUCUUUUAAAAGUUUUCAUUAUAAACCUACUGUUGAUCUCCUCUCCACCCAGCUUCAAAACCAAAGAAAAACAAAGCAACUAACAAAAAAAA